Messenger RNA from Asterias rubens (European starfish), 4524 nucleotides. Its product is annotated as protoheme IX farnesyltransferase, mitochondrial-like. Gene Ontology annotation, cellular component: mitochondrion; mitochondrial membrane. Gene Ontology annotation, biological process: heme biosynthetic process. NCBI's taxonomy places the organism in Eukaryota, Metazoa, Echinodermata, Asteroidea, Forcipulatida, Asteriidae. The coding region runs from base 24 to 1466 and encodes 480 amino acids. Gene Ontology annotation, molecular function: protoheme IX farnesyltransferase activity. The transcript is spliced from 7 exons. The record is from RefSeq and is a predicted model, not a curated record.
CGUAACGAUUGAUGAAUUGAAAGAUGGCAACUUUCAUUGGAAAGACACGACCGUUCGUUUACCGGCGUUUAUCAAAUCUGGGAAAAUGUGAGCUAUGUCGCCUUCACAGUAGCUCGGGGUUAAGCAACCAACCAAAAGUCACAAUGUCUAUACACCAGUAUGCAUUGACAGUUCUUCCCCAGUACUCUGGAUUGUUGAGUAACCUGCUACGAACCCAGUCAAGGCGCUCGGUACACCUUUGUGCUUCACUGUCGCAGAAGGUCAGCAAAAAAGAUCGAGUUAAGCAGGUAACAAACAAAUAUGCAUCGUCUGACAGGCCUCAAGCACAGCCUAGGCAUACCUCAGACUACCAGCAGUCAACAAUCAUCCAUCCUUCAGAAUCGUCAGAAUCUUCAACCGUCACCGAUCAAUCCCCUGCUGGUCUGGAUCUCCACCAGCGUGUAGAGACAGCCAUCCAGAGCACCCUUGACCAUGUCACUCCAUGCCCCAUUGAGCCAAAGGAUGGGAACAAGGGUGACACGGAGGAGGUUGUAGAGGUCAAAGAGGGUCAGUGGAAGGAGCAGAGUGUAGCAGUUAGUCAGCUCCCUUCACUGUAUCUACAAUUGUCAAAGAGCAGACUCACAGGUUUAGUGGUUAUCUCAGCGUUAGCAGGCUAUGGAAUGGCUCCCGGGGUGUUUGAAUUGUCAACAUGCGCCCUCAUGGGAUUCGGGACCUUCAUGACGUCCUGUUCAGCUAACACAGUCAAUCAGUAUUUUGAAGUACCAUUUGAUUCUCAGAUGGCCCGGACAAGGAAUAGAGUCUUGGUUAAAGGACUGCUCAGUCCCCUCCAUGCUGUUGGGUUUGCUUCAGUGGUUGGUACGGCAGGAGUAGGCAUCCUGGCACUGGCUGUCAAUCCAUUAGCUGCAGCCAUAGCCGCAAGUACCUGGGUUCUCUAUGUGGGUGUGUACACCCCGCUGAAGCGGCUAAGCAUCGUCAACACAUGGGUUGGUGCCGUGGUCGGAGCCCUACCUCCCGCCAUUGGCUGGGCAGCUAGCACUGGAGCUCUAGCACCAGGUGCCUUGUUGAUGGCUGGUUUCCUCUACUGCUGGCAGUUCCCCCACUUCAACGCCCUGAGCUGGAACCUCCGCAGUGAUUACUCCAGGGGUGGCUACCGCAUGAUGGCCACCACAAACCCUUCUCUCUGCCGCCGUGUGGCCCUCCGACACUGCUUCGCCAUGAUCGGGCUGUGCACCCUGGCCCCGAUGCUGGACCUCACCACAUGGGCAUUCGCCCUGGACUCUCUACCCCUCAACCUGUGGCUGACGUACCUGGGCUGGAGGUUUUACCAGCGGGCGGACAGCAAGUCGGCCAAGCAGCUGUUUAAGUUCACAUUGCUUCACCUGCCGUUGCUGAUGCUGUUGCUGUUGAUAAGCAAGAAGAGUCUGUACUCUGGUGGGAGUGUAGAGGCCAUCGCUGGAGCAUUAUGAUGAGAAAUUUGUCAGGUUAGGAGGGUUUCACUAGCAAGGUUUUAAUCGGAGGAAUUUUCAGGAGGAAUUCCCUAGGAAGGUUUCCCAAGGAAGGUAUCCCUAAGAGGAAUUCACUAGGAAGGUUUCCAGAGGAAAGUUUCCCUAAGAGGAAAUCACUAGGAUGGUUUCCCAAGGAAGGUUUCCCUAGGAGGAGUUCACUAGGAAGGUUUCACAAGGAAGGUUUCCCUAAGGGGAAUCCACUAAGGUUUCCCUAGUAAGGUUUUCAUUUGAGGGUCUCCCUAGGACAUAGGAGGAAUUUCCUUAAAAUGUUUCCCAAGGAAUUUUUCCCUCAGAGGAAUUUCCUGUGAAGAUUUCCCAAAAGAGGGUUCCUAAAGGCAUUUUUACUAAAGAGGGUUUGUCUGGGAAUGCUAACCUUCCUAAAAUGAAUUCUCUAAGGGAGGUUUCCGUUGGAGAUUUUCCCAAGGAGGGUUUUCCUAGGAGGAUUUUUGCUGAAAAUACAAAACACAUGCAACCGACCAUUUCACUGAAAAUUUAAUGCUCAAUUAGAGCAAUCACCCUGUAAAAAAAUGUAGUUACGAAACAUGUAUUGUUUUUUUCCAAAAAAAUUUGAACAAAACGUUUUCGUUGACUGUAACUGUGAAACUGAGUAUGUAACAUAUUUGCCGCAGCCACCUGGGCAAUUGGCUGCUAAUUAAACAGUGUGAAUAAGAGAAUAAAAUUAAGCAACGUGUUCUUAAUCGGCUGUUGAAACUGCAACCUGCAAACGGGUGUUUAAGAACGAGUCACUACUCUUUCAUUCCCAAUCAUAAAUGCCAUUUUGUUUGAAAGGCGUUAUAAAGUCGGAAACUCUGUACGUGUGGUGUAUUUUUAUGAAACAGUUUUCGGAUAUGAAUUCGUGUGCGUAAAGCAUCCUUGUAUCCAUGAGCUAAAAAAUAGUGCGACAAGAUCGAUCACCCGUCAGAAAGAGGUUGAGGGAUAACCCGCACAAAUGCUAUUUGAAAACAACCAGUUAUAAACAGCUCCAGCUGGUCAUUAUCAGUCGUUUAAACACCCCCACUUGACGUGUUUUCCACCAAUAGGGGAAUAGCGAAACUGUCUGGGGUAUUUAUGAAUGCAGUAUUAAGGGUGUUGGCAUUGGAGUGCUUAUGUGUUUAAUAUCUCAACUAGAAGGGUAUGAGAGAGAUUCCACUGUAGCGUCAAUCUGUGUGUGUGUGUGUGUACACUGACCUGAGCGCACGUGUUACAACCAAUUUAUCUUCCAGUCUCCCCGCGACGAACAGCAUGCACGUGCAAAGUUUUGAAAUGUAAUUUUGCACUGUCCGUAUGCAGAGCGUGACGCAUUUGACAAUAUGCAGAGUGCAAUAUAAAAAGUGAGAGUAGAGUAUAGCUUUUUAUACCACCUUCCAGUUCGAGCAUCUGAUUGGUGGAUUAGCGCGAACUGGAAGAUAAAAAGGAUACAUUAAUUCCAACCAUCUUGUUUUUCAAUUUUUGUUCAUUCAAACUAGACAGUCAUCAGCUCAUCUUACUGCAGUUUAUAUUUGUUUCUUUUCUUCACCAACAAGUUGCAAUGAAAAGCAAUUGUCAAUAUAUUCAGUUGGUUUUUAUCGACAUUUCUUUUUUCAGGGUGAGUGAUGAUUACUUUUAAAACCCAAUAUUUGAAUACUUGCAUAUUUGAAUAAUUAACUCUUUGCGUAUCGCAAGCGUAUAUUAUUGUCUCGACGAGAUCACCCAACAACACACAGUUUUCUCUAUUAAAACAAUGUUAUAAUUAAUAUUUUUGCCGCAGGCAAUGCAAAAUGAAGGGGAAUCUGUGGAAUUUAACUGAUAAUUUUUUUUAAAGAUAAGUUUAUUGUCAGUGUUCAACGAAACAAGAGUCCUGUGUUCCACUUUUUGGUGGAAAACCUUGGUUUUUUGGCGAGGUUUUGGGGGAAGUUUAGUGGCUACAUGUAUCUACUUAUUGUGCUAAGAAUCAUGGCAUGGAGCAUUAUUUUCUCAACAUAAUUAUUUCUAUGAGUCUGAAUAGUGGACAAUAGGUGGCAGCAGACUUGGCAGUUAAAUCCAGUGGUUUGAGAAAAAAAAGUAUGUUCAUUUAAAACAACAUUAACAAAAUCAAAUGUGGUGUAAUGACUUUCACGGUUUAAAACUUCUCUUGAAAUGCUUUUGCCUGAAAUGCUACUGAAGUACACAAGUUAUAAUUUUAAGUAAAACAAUUUGUUUUGAUCUAGCUUUACCAAAAAGGAAAAUCCCUGUGUAAGUUUAUUGCACUGGAGCAGCACAUGUUUUGUGUAAUGUCUUUUUUCGUUAGGAAUGAACACAGUGGAUGUUGUUUUUAAGGGAACCUUUACAAACUGAGUGGAAUUGCCUGAGGUUGUUACAUGUACGUCUUAACUACUUCAUUGUGGUUUUCUGGCCAAAUGCCAGUGAUAAUACAUGUGGCUUGGACUAGCAAAACGUUGUUCAGUGAAUAGACUGUGCAAGUCUAUGGCAUAUUUGACUGUCCGGGACUAAGUUAAUCCAGCAGUUUCCCAUAACACUCUCUUGAUGGCCAAAUGCAAGUUAAAAUGCCUGAGGACCAGUUAAAAUUAACCCAAGUGAACUGGCUGACUAGUUCAAUGUUAAAAAACUUCCCUAUCCCUACUUAAUAUUCAUUUUACACCAAUGUGUUUCCCUAUUUUAUUUGAAACAUGGACUUGUGAAAAGCUGAUGGACAGGUGAAAUAGCAAGUUAACUAGUCCUGUUGGCCAGCCACUGAAAAGGUUAUGGGCAAACCCAUGUAGUCCAAACCAUAUUGAGUUUUGCGUUUGAGCGGUUCUGUUUUUAUCAAAUACUCUGAAUAAUUCAAACAAUAUGUUGGACAAUUAACAUUUUAUGCCGUACCAUAGAUCUUAUUUGUGCUGAACUGGAAAGUAACAAUUUUAAAAUAGAUUUUUCUAAAGACCUGUCCAGCUGGAUUGUGAAAAGAAGAUUAAAUGUAAAUCAUAGCAAGCACUGUCAUUCAUGUCAUUUUAUUUGUCUCUUUUUAUGAUUUGCAUUUGAUUGGUAGCAUUUUAAAGGCAGC